AUGGAUGUACUCGAUAAUAUCACAGAAGGUCGACGACGAACUGAAUCACCCCCGCUUCACUAUGAUCUGAACAUCCAACCUAAGAAGAACACGAUGCUUGUAUCUCAUGGCCUACCUCCUUGGUAUGAGGAGGACGGGAAUCGCAUCACGGAUGCAUUCGUGGUGGCAGUGGCAGGGGGGUCUGCAAGCGGGAAGACCCAUGUAGCUCGCAGGAUUGUACAGUCGCUGGGGUCUAUACCAGCAGUCAUCAUACUGUCCCAGGACAGCUUCUACAGGCGCCACUCGCCUGAAGAGGUUGAACUCGCUCACCAGAACCUCAUGGACUUCGAUCACCCCGACGCCAUAGAUAUGCCAUUGUUUGCUUCGUGCCUGGCUGAUUUAAAGGCGCGUAAGCAGACGAACAUACCCGUUUACUCGUUCGCCGAACAUCAACGGCUUGAGGAAACGAAGUAUCUAUAUGGCGCUUCAGUGAUCAUAACGGAGGGCAUAUUGGCAUUGCACGAUCCUGCCUUGCGGCAGCUGUAUGAUCUGAAGGUCUUCGUUCAAUGUGACUCCGAUCUCAUGUUGGCCCGGCGGAUCCAGAGGGACACCAAAGAACGGGGCAGACAUGUAGACGGCAUAUUAGACCAGUAUCUCCGAUAUGUCAAGCCAUCGUACGACAAUUUCGUCAGGCCCUCUGCCUCACAUGCGGAUAUCAUUGUACCAGGUUCGAACAACAACGUUGCUAUCGACUUGAUAUGUACGCACAUACGGCGCCAGCUAGUCGAACGUGCCACUCGUUUCAGACAGAAGAUGGCCAUUCCUCGUCUACACAUGAGCACCCCUGGAGAUACAUCUCCGGAAGCCCUACGCAUUGACGUGCUACCGUCGACCCCUCAACUGAAGGGAAUAUUCACCAUCCUGAGAUGCAAAGACACGUCGAGGCAGGACUUCGUGUUCUUCGUCGAUCGGUUGUCUACUCUCGUGACCGAGUUUGCUCUCCAGCAUUUACCGUACGUGCCAGCGACGGUGAUCACGCCGACGGAAACGCCAUAUCACGGGAAGACGCUUGAUGCACGGGAUAUUUGUGGGGUGUUGAUUCUUCGCUCCGGCGGAGCCCUCACUCGCGGCGUCAGAAGAGUGAUAAAUGACAUCCCCUUGGGAUCGUUACUAGUCCAGUCUGACGCGAAGACCGGGGAACCUUUGUUAUUCCAGGUUCUACUUCCUGUCUGUGUCCGUGAAAGGCACCGUGCAGAAAAUGCCUGGGUAUUCCUACUUGAUGCACAGAUCGGGACUGGAGCAGCGGGUUUCAUGGCCAUUCGUGUCCUCCUCGAUCACGGCGUUCGUCAAGACCACAUCAUCUUCGUUACCUUCCUCGUCGCCCGUGGGGGCGGUGUCUCCGUUAUCCGUAAAGCUUUCCCAGAUAUCAAGAUCGUCUGCGCAGCUGUGGAUGACGAAAUGCGGGAGGGAUGGUUAGAGGGUUACAAAGGAGAAGGAAAUCCUGAUGGUGUUGGGCGAAAAUGCUGGAUCAUGCAACCUGGAAUGGGGCAAAUCGGCGAUCGGUAUUACCUCUAG
Molecule: messenger RNA, 1554 nt
Organism: Pleurotus ostreatus (oyster mushroom)
Lineage: Eukaryota; Fungi; Basidiomycota; Agaricomycetes; Agaricales; Pleurotaceae
Gene: URK1
Product: Uridine kinase
Exons: 15
Coding region: 1-1554 (517 amino acids)
Cellular component (GO): cytoplasm
Molecular function (GO): kinase activity; ATP binding
Source: RefSeq, a predicted model, not a curated record